AUGCCUCGCAACGCUAAGAAGAUCAAGAAUGCCCCUCCCCCGCGUUCUCGGGGGCCCGGCAAACCAUCCGGCCCAUCAUCUGGCUCUGGCAAGGGACAGCAGCAUGGCAAUGGUCAGAAUCAGGGCAAUGGCAGUGGUAAUGCGCCGAAAAAGGCCUCCCUGCAAGCAAAUCAGAGACCUAUUGUGCCAUUUUUGAGGAAAGAUCGCAUUCUCCUGGUUGGUGAAGGUGAUUUCUCAUUUGCCCGCUCUCUGGCAACUCAAUACAAAUGUCGCAAUCUCUGCGCGACAUGCUAUGACUCCAAGGAGGUGCUAUACAACAAAUACCCCCAAACUCCACAACAUGUCCAGGACAUCCUGAACGCAGCAUCAAAGAAGCCAACCGAUACCAGCGACGACACCGAAAAACAGUCUGAAGAGGACCAGGCCGAAGACCAGGCCUCAACAAAACCCAAUCCCAACCAGCAGACCCCCAAAGUCCUCUUCUCUGUGGACGCACGCAAACUCGGCGCACCGCCAGGAGGCGGCAGAGAAAUCCGCACAGGAUUCGCGCGCCGCGAACGCAAGAGACCAGCAUGGUACCAGCCUACAGCGCCAGAACCACCUUACCAGGCGGGCGGACCGUGGGAUGUAAUUUGCUUCAAUUUCCCGCAUGUGGGCGGGCUCUCGACGGACGUGAAUCGACAGGUGCGGUCGAACCAGGAGCUGUUGGUUGCGUUUUUCAAGGCAUGUGUGCCGCUUCUUUCCAAGCCGCCACCGCUUAUGGAUGCUGAUGAAGAUGAGUGGGUUUAUGAGGAUGGGGAGGAGAGUGAGGAUGAAGACGAAGAUGAAGAACAGGAGGAGGGUAAAGAUGAUGAGACUACUGGGAAGGGAUUCCGGACUGGGCCUGGUCAGAUUCUUGUCAGUCUAUUUGAGGGGGAGCCUUAUACGCUUUGGAAUAUCAAGGAUUUGGCGAGACAUGCCGGUCUGGUUGUUGUGACUAGUUUCCGGUUUCCUUGGUCUUCUUAUGAGGGAUACUCGCAUGCGAGAACGGCGGGGCAUAUUGAAGGAAAGGAUGGGGAGCGUGGAGGAUGGAAGGGGGAGGAUCGAGAGGCUCGGAUGUAUGUCUUUGAGGUGAAGCAGAAGGUGCCUGUCAAGAAGGGAGGAAAGAAGAGGGGUAGAGAUGAGGAUUCCAGUGAUAGCGAAUAG
Penicillium paradoxum is the source of this 1185-nucleotide messenger RNA. Its product is annotated as 25S rRNA (uracil2634-N3)-methyltransferase. Gene Ontology annotation, biological process: rRNA base methylation. Lineage: Eukaryota; Fungi; Ascomycota; Eurotiomycetes; Eurotiales; Aspergillaceae. The record is from RefSeq and is a predicted model, not a curated record. Gene Ontology annotation, cellular component: cytoplasm. The transcript is spliced from 2 exons. Gene Ontology annotation, molecular function: rRNA (uridine-N3-)-methyltransferase activity. The coding region runs from base 1 to 1185 and encodes 394 amino acids.